ACUUGAACAACUAUUUAUUUGUAACGGCAUAAACACUUUUAUCACAAAAACAUUCUCACAGAGGCAACGUAGUUUUCGGCGAUUACGAAAGAGACGAGCUCGAAUGCAAGACGUCACUCCGAGAUCUCGCGUCCGGGAAGGAGUGUGAACCGGCUGUCUUGUUGAUGCCGAUCGCUGAUGUAUUGCUGCACCCUGAGUAUAAGCACUUUGGUGUGAAGAAUAGCAUAGCUUUGUUGAAGUUGCUGACGCCUGUUAAGUCUUAUUACAUGGUACCAGUGUGUCUUCCCUUCAAAAACUUUAUAGUAACCAAGAGCGGCAAGCAAACCACUGAGAAGAUACUUCAUAUUGACUUUUCAAGUGAUGUACCAAGAGACUUUAUUGAAGAAGAAAAAGAAGUGACAAAUUUAAGAUUACUGCCGAGGGAACUAUGUUAUCUGUACGAUAGUCAAAUUAAACCCAUUAACUCAACACAAAUACGCAAAGACCGCAUUGCAUGUACCACUGGAUGUGGAUUCCAUUCCGGGUCUCCGAGUUUUGUUCAUGAGCAUACUGGUCAUUGGUCCAUUGUCGCUUUAUCUCAAGGUGGAUCCCCAUGCCCAGAUCCUCUCCGUCUCCGCCGACCUCCACCACCACCUCGCCACACUCUCAUACACCCAUAUGUUCCCUGGAUAACUGCUGCUAUUACGGGAAAAGCUGUCGGUGCUUUCUCUAAGGAUGAUCCUUUUGGUUACGUAAUGCCCCGUACCUCAAUCUACGAUCUGAUCGCGCACACGUGGGUCGGCCACUGGUGGAUGGGCGGCCUGCGCUGUUACGACCGAGGCGACUCAGCUGACGACCUGUUUAGAUUCUACCACGAAGUGUUCCAAGUUAAACCCUCGUCUUAUACGUAUUUGAAUUAUUAUCUUGAGAUAAACGCAGCUCACGAUACCAUGAUAAUCUGCGUGAAGGUCGGGAUGCCGUACCGUCUCGGUCAACCAAGAGUAUGGCAGUUAGAUACUACAGAAGUAAAGGUAGCUAUCCCGCUGGUGACCUUCCAGUCCACAUAUCGUUUCCAAGUUGAAGCCUGGGCGUAUAAUUCUACAGAUUCGCUGUCUUCUACUGUGUCUUCCACGUCUGAAGAAGAUGAGGAUUAUUAAAUAAAUACUUUUUGUUAAA
Molecule: messenger RNA, 1155 nt
Organism: Colias croceus (clouded yellow)
Lineage: Eukaryota; Metazoa; Arthropoda; Insecta; Lepidoptera; Pieridae
Exons: 8
Coding region: 165-1136 (323 amino acids)
Biological process (GO): proteolysis
Molecular function (GO): serine-type endopeptidase activity
Source: RefSeq, a predicted model, not a curated record